Molecule: messenger RNA, 2734 nt
Organism: Schizosaccharomyces octosporus yFS286
Lineage: Eukaryota; Fungi; Ascomycota; Schizosaccharomycetes; Schizosaccharomycetales; Schizosaccharomycetaceae
Product: DUF1776 family protein
Exons: 1
Coding region: 1208-2278 (356 amino acids)
Source: RefSeq, a predicted model, not a curated record
GGUCGUUAUACGGGCUGGAAUAGACAUAAUUUCAAUGUAAAACAAGGAAAGAGUUUGGUCGGUUUAAAGCAAACUGAACAUCAAUAUGUAGGAUUCAUGAAUGCAUUGAGAAUAGACGUGUCUAUGGAUGGACUUGUGCAAAGCCAGUUCUUGGAAGGAUUGAAAAAUGCCAUGGGAGUGAUGAUGAUCAGGUACCAGGGCAAAGACAUGAAGAAACGAGCUGCAUUGGAUUAACGAAGUAUUAUUCCAGAAUUUAUCGGCAAAGUAUGUCUUUGAAUGUGAGAUACGAUCUGUUGGAUAUUUGGGUAAAUAAGGCAAAAAAAAACCCACCUUUUUAUAUGCUAGGCGGGGAAAGAAAGGAUUUGAGUAAAAGAUGGAGGACUUCAAAUGUAUUGUACACCCUUGAUUUCGUCUUGCAAUAAAUUUUGGAUGCACAAGUAUUGUGUGUGUCAAAUGUGGAAACCAUGUUUACAAUUCCUCAAUCGAAACAGAGACAGUGAGGAAGAGGAUUUCUUUGUAAACUUUUUUCCUUUUUACCUAUAGAGCAUUUGGACUAUUUGCUUUGGUAGAGAGCAAUUUGAAGAAGAGACCAAUGGUCAUCGUGAUCUCAAUAGAAAUUUCCCAAAACAAGUUGAACGAACAAAUUAACAUUUCACAAAGCUCAUCUUCUAGAGAACAUUUUUGCAAGAUAGCAUUAAUACUCUUUCUCUUUCUCUCUCUUUUUCUCUUUGGGUUUCGUCCUUGAUUAUUCUAGACAAGAAAGGAAUUUCCAAGAAACAAAAAGUAAACUAAAACGUGAAAGAAAUAAAUAAACAAGUUAUUAAAAGAAAGAAAACCGAUACCCUAUUCUUUCAUCUCUCUUACUCAACUGGAACUGAAGAAUCACGUACUCACGUCAAUGCCAGCAUUAUAAGUGCAGGAUUCCACUACCACCGAUUCUGAACAUUACUAAAUCUGAGACAAACUUUGACAACCUUGUCUAUUUCAACCUUUUUUUUUUUCUAUUAAAGCUACUUGCUUUUUUAUUGUCUUGUUUUGAUUGCUGUUAGCUUCCUGUGGACUUUUUCCUUGGAAUCACUUUUCGUUCUGUGUUACCACGUUCACCACAAAAGUUACAUAUUGGGAAUUGUUAGAAAUUUCUGAAGUUUUACUGUUUAUUUUUGUAUUAAAUCUUUUCAAACUAACCUAGUUCAUCUAUUUUUGGAGAAUGAAUCCUGAACGUUGGGCGGCUGACUUGUUUAGCAAUGUCAAAGACUUUAGUCUGCAUGUGCUUGAUUUUGUGCACGAAAAGAGUAGUUCUUCCAAUGCACCCGCGACUCCACCCGUUCAAACUCUAGGGGAUCGACUUGGUCGCCUCAUAAAUCGUAAUCGAGCCGCCAUUGGUUUAGGUUCCGCUGCUAUUUUCCUUGCUGGUCUUUCUUAUUACAAGCGCUAUGACUAUGUUAAAAAGCGCCGAGCACCUCGUGCUCCUAACCACCAGAAAACCCAAGUGGUAGUGUUGUCGGCAUGGAACUCUUUAGCCUCCAUUGUCGCCCACGACUUGGAUCGUCGGGGUUUCAUCGUCGUUGUUUUGGUUCGUGAUGCUUCUGAAGCUGCUACCGUCUCCCUACAACAACGUCCUUAUAUUCAAUCGUUGAUUGUAACACAAAACGAAGCUGUUGAACGAUUUCUUUCUUCAUUUUCAAACCAGAAGGGUCCAACUGAAUACGCUCUUCGUCUCCGCGGUCUUGUCCUUGUCCCUACUGGUGAUUCUUUGUACACUCCCAUUGAAAAUAUCAGUAAAGAUGCUUGGUUCCAUGCAUUCCAACAGCUUAGUGAAUCAUUCGCCAACGUUUCUCGUUUAAUUCCGGUGCUUAAAGAUCAGAAAUCAAGAAUUAUCGGGCUAUCCCACGGAAUUCUUUCUGCUUAUGAACCUCCCAACUAUGCAAUCCCUUCUAUUCUCUCUUCUUCUAUUGAGACCUUCUUGCAUACCUUGAAAAGGGAAAGUGGCCUUCGCGUUGUUUGUAUAAAGCUUGGAAAUCUCAGCUUUUUGAACUAUGAUCAUUCUGGUCCUGUCGCUGGCAGAUAUGCACCAUCUGUUUGUACUGAGCGUAAGGUGUUAAACAAAAUUUUUGAUUGUUUACUUGACUUUUGGAGUACUCCUAACCGACAUGUUGGAAGUCGUACCUUUUUUUUAAUUCAUGUCUCUCGAUUCCUUCCUACAUGUGUUUUGGAUGUAAUGUUUUCCUUUUUCCAUAAAACAAAAAAUUUAUCCUGCGCUUUGGUGAAACGAGUCUAGAUAGCCAUCUCGAGGCUUCUACUCAACUUAUGAAUUUUUGAAAGUAUUCAUGCGUAUUACGUUUCCCGACAAUGACUGACAUGGAUCUUAUUUCCGUAUAAAGUUUCGAUGACUGAAUGAAUUCCUAAUUUUUUUUUUUCUAUGUACUGUUGGCAAGUUCUGCUCUAUCCCGACAGGUGAAGAUAUAACAAAACUGCUUGCCUUCACAGAUUCGCUAUACACAUUCUCCCUUCUCAAUAUAAAGAUCUUUGUGAUGUUAAGAUUUCACACGAAAAGGACCGUGUUCCUUUCUGCUCCUACCAGGCUUGUUGAAAUAACAUAGAAUUAUACUGGAUCCUGAGCACGAGUGUAAGUUCUACAUUCAACGCCUAUAAUCUUAGUAAAUAACAUUACAACAAUUUAUAAACCUACACAUAUCUAUUGUAUUCAUAAUUUUGAUGUUUUAACUUUCUAAAC